This is a messenger RNA of Clupea harengus (Atlantic herring), 893 nucleotides long. It is a transcript of the gene cks2, whose product is annotated as CDC28 protein kinase regulatory subunit 2. Gene Ontology annotation, molecular function: cyclin-dependent protein serine/threonine kinase regulator activity. Lineage: Eukaryota; Metazoa; Chordata; Actinopteri; Clupeiformes; Clupeidae. The record is from RefSeq and is a predicted model, not a curated record.
GCAGAGAGGGACCGUUUGAGUUUAAAUCUUGUUCCAGGAAAUUUAUGUCAAAUUGCGCCUACUGCUCGAGUUGUUGAGAAGGAGAAACGUUUUGAUCUCGCCACAAAAGCUUAUUAUUUUGUGACAACGCUAUGUCGAAAAAUCAGAUAUAUUACUCUGACAAGUACACAGAUGAGGAUCAUGAGUACAGGCAUGUUAUGCUCCCGAAGCAACUGUCCAAGUUGGUGCCGCAGUCUCACCUGAUGACCGAGGAGGAAUGGAGGGGACUGGGAGUGCAGCAGAGCCAGGGCUGGAUCCACUACAUGAUUCACAAGCCAGAACCACACAUACUGCUCUUCCGAAGACCCCUCCCUAAGGAAUGAGAAGGCCAUCGGAAGGAAACCACCCCAGUGGAAUGCACUGUCUCCGACGGGAACAAAGUGUGCUUUUCUCUGCUUGUGUUUUGGUUUGUACAUAAAGCCCUCUGCUGAUCUUUGGUGUAAACGUCCCCCCUCAGACCUUUGGAUGUGUGAUAGAGGCCACCUUCAGCUGAGUGCUGGGUGAAAGCGUGCAGCCCUCAGGCUGGUGGACAGAGAUUGUGUGUGUUUUAGAUCCAGCCACAAGAGCUCUGGGAAAUCGAGGAAAGAUGGAGUUUCUUUUUUGUGCGAUAGAUUGAGUGAUCUCAGUUGUAAGCUAAGCUGCUAUGUUGCUAUUGAACUGAAGUGAUUGCUGUACAACCUGAAGGUUCAGUGGUUUAAUAAUGUGUCGGGGGAAGAAAAGUGUGCAGGUCUGAAAUUGUACAUGGUCUUACUUUGUGUUUACAUCCUCUAUCUUAUGUAUUAUAGUAGACCAGUGACUUUCUUGCUGUUGCUGACUUUGUUGUCACCUGGCAACAAAAUAAAUAUUUUUCUGUA